CGUCCUGCGCAGGCCCGCCCCUCUGUUCGGCCCCGCCCCCUCUGCCGGGUCCUGCGCAGGCUCGCCCGCUGGCUCCCGGUGACCCGCCAGACAUGGUGAACCUGGGCCUGUCCCGGGUGGACGACGCCGUGGCCGCCAAGCACCCGGGACUCCGGGAGUAUGCCGCGUGCCAGUCGAGCGCCUUCGUGAAGGGCAUUUUCACCUUUGUCACAGGCACCGGUGCAACCUUCGGCCUGCAGAUGUUCCUUCAGAGGAAGUUUCCGUACCCCUUCCAGUGGAAGGUGCUGGUGGCCGUAGUCACAGGCUCAGUGGCCAGCUAUUGGGUGACCCGAGUGGAGUCGCACAGAUGCAGCAACCUCUGGCUCUUCCUGGAGACGGGGCGGCUCCCCAAAGACCUGGGCACAGAUCGGCGCAGCUAGGAGAGCUCCAGCUGGGGCGCAGAAGACCUGGGCCAAAGACUUCCGGAACACAGCCCUCAGGGCGUCUGCACCCCAAACUGGCCCUCUCCCCCCACAAAGACCCUCCCCACACCCUAAGGUGACCCAGCGGGUGUCCCCUGCACACAGGCGUGGCCAGAUCUGCCAAACCUGUGCAAACUGCUUCCACACCGGCCCAGGAGGUCAGACCAGAGGGGCUGUCCCCAUGGUGGUUGGCUCCCAUAGGGCAGUGAGAAACACGGUGGCCACCGAGGCUGCAGAGGGUCAGAGAGGCUCUGGGCACUUGGCGGAAGGGCCAUCUGCAUGCUCUGGUGCUCUGACACUGCCUGUCUGGCCCCGGCGUCCCCCACAGUCAGAGGGGACAGCUGCUGCUGGGGGGCGCUGGACAAAUAAAUGCCUUGCCCUUCUCCA
Messenger RNA from Felis catus (domestic cat), 848 nucleotides. RefSeq names its product transmembrane protein 141 (gene TMEM141). NCBI's taxonomy places the organism in Eukaryota, Metazoa, Chordata, Mammalia, Carnivora, Felidae. The transcript has 5 exons. The record is from RefSeq and is a predicted model, not a curated record. Bases 93 to 419 code for a protein of 108 amino acids.